Malus domestica (apple) is the source of this 741-nucleotide messenger RNA. RefSeq names its product NDR1/HIN1-like protein 2. NCBI's taxonomy places the organism in Eukaryota, Viridiplantae, Streptophyta, Magnoliopsida, Rosales, Rosaceae. Gene Ontology annotation, cellular component: plasma membrane. The record is from RefSeq and is a predicted model, not a curated record.
AUGGCAGACGGUUCAUCCUUGCCUCCACCUCCUGGCCGCAACCAAUCAAAGGCCAGCAGUGCGCGGCAUGUUGCCUUUUCCGAAACUGCCUCAGCUCCCAGCAAGGUCCGCGAACAGCCCUAUCCGGUUCCCGACCUUGACCAUGAGCGCCCCAAGCGUAUUCGUCCAGGCUGCUACGCUUGCUGCGCAUGGUGCUGCUUGGUCUUCUUCGCCAUUGUGAUUCUCGCUCUCAUUAUUGGUUUCAUUUGCGUGGCCAUCUUCCAUUCGUAUCUCCCAACAAUCUACAUCCGAAGAUUCAACGCCACCAGCCUCAACUUUACUAAAAACCACAAUAACAUUGUCUUGAAGGGAAAUGUAGAUUUUCUUGUGGAGUUCUUUAACAAGAAUGACAAAACUGAGCUCAAGUAUGGCGCCUUCAAGAUCAAAGUUACGUCUGCGCACAUCCCGCUAGGUAGCACCCAGUUUUCUCAGUUUACUCAGGGCCACAAGAACACCAAGUUCUUGAAUGGAACUGUUAGGGUUAAUAAAUCCAAGAUUGACAAAGACGACGCAGACCAACUCAAGAUCGACAUGAAAAAUAGGGACAUGACACUGAAUUUAGGCAUGACCGGAAGCGUUAGCUUCCCCAUUGGAGGAAUUCAGUUUAAUGACAUUCCGAUCAUUUCAAACUGCGAUGCCAAGCAAAGGGAAAUUGAUUUCGGAAACAAGGCUAAAUGUGAUUAUAAGAUUAUCCCCAUAUAA